UUCAAUUACAUCAUGUGCGUAGUAAACAAUCUUCGUGUUAUAUAUUUUAUUUUUAUCAUUUUCCUUAUAAUACAACACGUAAUACAAAGUGCAUAGGUUCAAAUAGAUCAUAUCAAUAACAGUUUUCUUAGUCACGCUAAAUAUGAAGUUACGACGCAUUUGCCAUAUUUCGCACUCUCUUUGUCGCAAUCAUCCAAUGUCAAAGUAGAGGUGGAAAGUAUUUAAACAUCCGUUUUCGCCGUUGCGUUUUAGAAGUCUCAUCGAAACCGUGAGAGAUAGAGCUUUUUAAGCAAGUAUACAAGAACAGUUUGCAAGAUGAAACAAAAUUUAUCGCUCUUUGUGAUACUGCUAGUAUUGCUAGCCGCCGGCACAUUUGCUCAGCUGUUUAACAAAAGCGGCAACUGUCCACUAAGGAAUACCGUGACAAACUGCGUCUCCAGAUGUUUAAGUGAUGAUCAGUGCCCUUCCAAUCAGAAGUGCUGCCCGAAUAAAUGCGGUCAUACAUCGUGCACUCAAUCAACUGUCAUCAACACUGGUAGUGACGGUGGAUACAAAGGCUCGAGCAAUAAUCAAGCGGUUUACUGCAACGGGGUGAGAUGCGCUCAGUAUGAAAAAUGCCAAUACGAUCGCGACACCAGGCGUGACAAAUGUACGCGUGCUUAACGCACUGAAAGAAUAACAUUUUUUUACCUUUCCCAAAAAAAUUCUGUUACAUGAAUAAAUCAAUUAAAGAUAAGUUACAACUGUAUGAGUAUCACAAUGAUCCUACGUUUGAUUUUAUUGAUCAUCAGCUGUAAAAUAUUUUAUAGAUAUAAAAAUAGAUUAUAGCUAUUAGAUAUGAGAGAGAUCUAAAUAUUUCAAAUGUGUACCUCCAUGUUUGUAUUAAUUUGACAAUAAAUUUAUGUAAAAAUCUUA
Ooceraea biroi (clonal raider ant) is the source of this 915-nucleotide messenger RNA. Its product is annotated as waprin-Rha1. Lineage: Eukaryota; Metazoa; Arthropoda; Insecta; Hymenoptera; Formicidae. Gene Ontology annotation, molecular function: peptidase inhibitor activity. The record is from RefSeq and is a predicted model, not a curated record. Gene Ontology annotation, cellular component: extracellular region.